Sorex fumeus (smoky shrew) is the source of this 890-nucleotide messenger RNA. It is a transcript of the gene HINT3, whose product is annotated as histidine triad nucleotide binding protein 3. The transcript has 5 exons. Gene Ontology annotation, molecular function: catalytic activity. NCBI's taxonomy places the organism in Eukaryota, Metazoa, Chordata, Mammalia, Eulipotyphla, Soricidae. The record is from RefSeq and is a predicted model, not a curated record. Bases 123 to 647 code for a protein of 174 amino acids.
AGCGCCCGGUGAGGGGCGACGCCUCCAGGAAAAACGGAGGAGGUGCAGGAAGCUGACCUUGGCGCAGGCCGAGUCCUGGAGAAGGAAAAAAAACCAACCUCUCCGGCUCCAGGCCACCAGCGAUGGGAGACGGCGGGUCGCACUGCGACGAGCAGCUGGGUGGUUUCAGUCAGCACAAGGCGGACGUGAAAGCCGGCGAGACGGCCGCCGCCGCCGCGGCCGCCUCGGCCCAGGACAAUUGCAUAUUCUGCCGAAUCGCAGGGCAGAAGGACUCGAACACCGAACUCCUAUACUGUGAGAAUGAAAAUCUUGUUUGCUUUAAAGAUAUCAAGCCAGCAGCACCUCAUCAUUAUCUUGUAGUGCCAAAGCAGCAUAUUGGAAACUGCAAAGAUCUAAAGAGAAAUGAUAUAGAACUGGUUGAAAGCAUGGUAAGUGCUGGAAAAGCCAUUCUUGAAAAGAAUGACUUCACUGACUUCAACAAUGUAAGAAUGGGCUUCCAUGUGCCGCCAUUCUGUUCAAUUCACCACUUGCACCUUCAUGUUCUGGCCCCAGUAGAUCAGCUUAGUUUCUUAUCAAGAUUGAUCUACAGAGUGAACUCCUACUGGUUUAUUACAGCUGAUCAUUUGAUUUCAAAACUAAGAACAUGAAAAUGUCAACACGAAGAUUUUCCUAAUCUAGAUUCAACAUAAACUAAUAUUUUGGUCUCUAUGAAAUUUAAUUGGAAGGCAUUCUGAAUUUUAUGAGGGGUUAUUUCUGGUUUUCUGAGUAUCUUUACUGAAAUCUGUAACACAGCUACAUGAAUAUUUAGUCAUUGACUUUUUUGUUUUAAUUGUUAACUUGUCCAAAGUAUAAAAUGUAGAUAUAAUACCAUUAAAACAAAUUCUGCCUAU